AUGCCACCACCACCGCCGCCGAUUGGGUAUCAAUAACGGGUUGCAGGAAAGGCUGCAUGGUGGCGUCCGAUGGCUCAAACGAAGGCAUUGUUGCAGGACUAAUGCCACCCUCACUAGGCACAAUCAUGGUGGAGGGUUCCUCGCCCGACCUGAUCACAUUACCUAGCACACCUUUAAAAUCCUCUGCAAUCGUACCUAUUGCCUGCAAGAAGGACAGCCACAGCCAUGAGAGCAUCGCCUCCAUUCCCGAAGGAGCAGCAGCUAUGCUCCGACCUUGACCGCGAAGCAGGAUGCAACGACAGCCUGCCAGGCUGGCCUUGCGUGUCGCUGAGCGACCGCGCCUCCGUGGAAGAGGUCCUCUACCAGGAGUUCUACGCCUCGGAGCUGGAAGCGGUCGCGCCGCGCCUGUGGAUCAUGUCGACGCAGUCCAGCGCCAACGUCGAGCCGCUCCAUCGACAGAGGAUAAGGGGGCGUGACAUCCUGAUCACCGACGACCCCCGCCUGCACCUCGUGUGGAUUCACGACCGCAUAUUCGUCAAGCCGAUCCCCAGGUACCUGCUGUCGCACCACUUCUGGGAGUGCUUCCUCCUGUGCCGGCCGCCCGCGGCGCCCGACGCCCGGCUGGAGCUCACCCUGAGGGCCGCCAAGGGAUAUCUCCGGUCCUACCGGCACUUGAUCCGGCGCGAGCCCGACUUCGACAUGGCCAAGCAGGACCACCUGCGGCUCGUCCCCAGGGAUGUCGAGUGGCCAGAGUUCUGCCGCUUCAUUGCGAAUUUCGACCGCGUCCGAGACGCCGACGUGUCGCCCAGGUACCACUACGGCGAGCUCAGGCUGUCGCGGCUCAACUUCUACGCGCCGUUCCUGUUCGGGAGGGCCAACUUCCAGAGGCUGCACGGGCAGUACAGCGACUACUUUGCCGGAUUUUACGGGCCCGUACUGUUCGCGUUUGCCGUGGCGUCGACGGCACUCAGUUCGAUGCAGGUUGCGCUGGCGGUUGAGCAGGUCUCUGCGGUCCAGGACGUAGCCCUGUGGUCCAUUUGCCGUUGGGUCAGUACCGCCGUCCUGGCUGUCACGGCUACAAUUGCUCUUGGGUUUGCGCUGCUCUGGCUGUGGCUGUUCUGCGACGAGUGGGUGUAUGCGAUCAAAUGCCGGGUGCGGAAGCGGCGGCAGAUAGUGUAUCAGCUGGACUGCUGAGUGACGGAUGGAUAAUGGACGGAAAACACCUACUUAUUGACUGAAAAACAGGAUCAAAACUCGACCUUGGAUAUAUUUCUAAUUGUAUCUACCUUGCAAUCCAGAGCCCCCCGGUUGCACUUGCCCAAAC
Gaeumannomyces tritici R3-111a-1 is the source of this 1324-nucleotide messenger RNA. RefSeq lists its product as hypothetical. NCBI's taxonomy places the organism in Eukaryota, Fungi, Ascomycota, Sordariomycetes, Magnaporthales, Magnaporthaceae. The record is from RefSeq and is a predicted model, not a curated record. Bases 226 to 1194 code for a protein of 322 amino acids. The transcript has a single exon.